This is a messenger RNA of Striga hermonthica, 432 nucleotides long. NCBI's taxonomy places the organism in Eukaryota, Viridiplantae, Streptophyta, Magnoliopsida, Lamiales, Orobanchaceae. The record is from the annotation of a GenBank genome assembly.
AUGAAUGGGAUGGCCUUCUGGAAGACGACUGGAGGGAAGGUGGUGGCUUUCGACCCAAAGACGGAAGUGUGUGGGGUUGUGACCCUUCCUCGUGGGAGCCCGGCCCGUGGGGCCCUGGUGGAGAUCCGUGGACAGCUCGCCUACGUUGGGAUCUCUGAGUCUGAUUAUGCUGUGGAGAUGUAUUACGGAGUGGAGAUGGGCCUGAGGAAGAGGGUCGAGUUGUUCCAAGAGGUGGGUGGUGUUGGGGGGUGUUAUUGUGGGGUGCUGCCUUACUGUGAGGAGGGGAAGGUGAUGGUAGUGGUUGGAGGUUUGGUGUACUGUUGCGGGCUGGAGGACAAGAGGAUUAAGGAGGUGGGGAGGUGGUGGUGGGCUGAGUUCACGGAAAGUACCCGGUUUUUUCCAUACGUUAACACCCUCGUUCACGUGGAUUGA